Molecule: messenger RNA, 210 nt
Organism: Penicillium malachiteum
Lineage: Eukaryota; Fungi; Ascomycota; Eurotiomycetes; Eurotiales; Aspergillaceae
Exons: 2
Coding region: 1-210 (69 amino acids)
Source: RefSeq, a predicted model, not a curated record
AUGAUUGCAACAGCGAACAUCUCUUCUGGCUUAACGGUAUGGCAGGGACCGGAAAGUCCACCGUCUCGCGCACGCUGGCCAAACACUUCCAAAGUCGAGGGGAGAACAAGAUUGCGACUCUACCCGAAAAUUCAUGCCAACGAUAGCUCGCCAGCUGAUGAGAUUCCUUCCUAUUCUCAGAAGUGGAAUCCUUGGCGUGCUCAAGGAUGA